Messenger RNA from Ictalurus furcatus (blue catfish), 1658 nucleotides. RefSeq names its product olfactory receptor 52N5-like. Gene Ontology annotation, molecular function: olfactory receptor activity; G protein-coupled receptor activity. The transcript has a single exon. NCBI's taxonomy places the organism in Eukaryota, Metazoa, Chordata, Actinopteri, Siluriformes, Ictaluridae. The coding region runs from base 10 to 948 and encodes 312 amino acids. The record is from RefSeq and is a predicted model, not a curated record. Gene Ontology annotation, cellular component: membrane. Gene Ontology annotation, biological process: G protein-coupled receptor signaling pathway.
UAGGAGGCGAUGGAAAACAGAUCAUACAGAUACGAGAUCCUCAGGAUUGAAGGAUUGCGGAUCACACCUUACUCCGCUUAUCCGGUGUUCGUUCUUCUUUUCCUGAUCUAUGUGUUCAUUAUGGUAUCGAACAUUGGCAUUGUCAUGAUGAUAGCAAUGCAGAAAUCUCUUCACAAACCAAUGUACCUUCUCUUCUGUAACCUCCCUGUGAAUGAUGCACUCAAUGCUACCGUUGUACUUCCUGGUUUACUCAAAUACAUCUUGGUGGAAUCUGACAGGUAUAUCAGCUAUGCCGCAUGUGUAAUUCAAGCCUUUGGGGUUCACACAUUGAGCACAAAUUCCCACACUAUAUUAAUAAUCAUGGCUUACGACAGGUAUGUGGCCAUAUGCGAGCCGUUACGAUACCACACCAUAAUGACUAACAAAAUGGUUGUAGGUCUGUCUGAAACAGCAUGGGUGACUUCUACUGUCCAGGUCUUGAUCUUAUUCUCCCUCACUAUAAGGCUCUCUCAUUGUACUUCAACGAUAUCAAAUCCCUACUGUGACAAUCCUUCUCUGUUUAAACUUUCUUGUGAGGAUGUGUCUUUAAAUCAGAUCGUUGGUUUAUUUAUCACUGUCGUGUUUUGGAUUAUCUCGGUAUCGUCGAUCAGUCUGACUUAUCUAAAGAUCGCACAGGUUUGUCUAAAAAAUCGAAACAGCACACUGAAGAGCAAGGCUAUAAAAACAUGCAGCACCCAUCUGAUUGUGUAUCUCAUUCUCUUUGGAUGUGGCUGUACUGUGAUCAUUUUGCACCGUUUCUCAGCUCAUGAGGGACUUCGAAAUCUGGCCAGUGUCUUACUUUAUGUUAUUCCUCCAAGCCUCAACCCGGUCAUAUACGGCCUUCAAACCAAAGAAAUAAGACAGGGGAUUGAGCAGAUGUUCCUGAGAAGGAAAGUCCUUCCAGGAUGAUUUCCUUAUUAUUGAGUAAAUAUAGAAAGUAUACAAUGAUAUGUAUUGUUAUGUAUAUGAAUGAAGUGUUACAAAAAUGUAAGUAUUGCAAGCAGAAUGACUGGCAAUAAUGGCAUGUUAUACAAAUAUAUAUAUAUAUAGCAUGGAUAAAUUUAUACAAUGUAGCCCACUUCUACUGUUUUAUCUGCCCAGAUAAAGUGAGAUUAAGUAUUACCUUGUCUAUUAUUUUUAUUCAGAUUUUCACUAGAUAUACCUAUAUUGCCUGUCAAGAUGUUUGCUUAUAAAAUAUAUUGCCCAGUACUGUGCAAACGUCUGGUGUAAAGAAAUGCUGUAAAGCAAAGACGACCUCAAAACUAAUGAAAUUGGUUCUAAAAAAUACAUUUAAAAAACCCACACAAAAUACUAUAAAGAGCAGUAAACAGCUCUAAAUGAAACAAAGACAAUAUUUAAUAUGAAAAUCUUUUGCCUUAAACAAUACUUCAGUGGUCUUAGGUACACUUGGUGUAGUUUGAAGAAAUUGGCUGGUAAGGUUUUCUAACUAUCUUGUAGAAUCUGCUAUAUUUAUUCUGGAGAAUUUGAGUGUCACACAUAUGUUACCUUCCUUACUGACAUGAAAACAUUUCUGUGUAACAUUUCGUUAUUUUAUGGGAAAGUAAUGUCUGGAAUUCUGUUUUUAUUUUUUUAUUUUUUUUACUGAUCCAAUAAUGCAG